AUGAUGAGCCACUUUGGCACCAUUUCCGACAUAUAUAUCCACAACAGGCGUGGUGUGAAGAAACGGAAGUACAGCAGGAACGGCUGUAUAGAAUGCAAGAGGCGCAAAAUGAAGUGCGACGAAACUCAUCCGAUUUGUCAAUGUUGUCAGCGGUUCAAUUCUGUGUGCAGAUAUCCCGAUAACGUCAAGGUGGUUACUAAUGGAACAAGAGGAACUGAACCGCUGUCGCUGAAACACAAAAAAGUUCAAAUUCAAACUCAGCCUGAAGUUUCACCAAUACCGUCUCUUUUGAAUACAAGCACCGAACAAGAAUCAGAGGCUGUCAAAGGUGUUCUUGAGUAUGCCAAUUACCUUGCCAAUGAUCUUUCGGAGUACGAACUUCUGGCUCAAGAUUGGACACUUCCAGACCUUUCACCUUCCAAUUUGGACCCCACUACUAAUGGCAUUUACGACACCACCUUCAAUUUGGGAUUUGACGAAUCGUCGUAUUUCCAGACCCUUAAGAAUUGGAACAAUAAUAUGAGCUCGAACAUUGCUCAAAACAGCUACUCCUCCAACUCGGAACUCAUCACAGAAGUCAUUAACCUGAACAAUUUGACUGGCACCGAUUUGUUUUAUUUCAAAGAAAUCACUUCCACAGAUAUGUCUUUUCACUUGCACCCAUUCGCUACAAACAUCGAAACCAAUCAAGCGGUACACAUUUUCUUACAGCAUGCGGUCAAUAGAAAACACUUGCUAUACUCACUCUUGGCACUCGCAGCCACCUAUUCGUUUACAAAGAACAAGAAGCCAAUCCAUGAUACGAAUCGAAAGAAAUUCGUUUUACGGUCCCUAGAAUUGGUCAAGUCUGAGCCAAUGUCUUAUACAGACAACGAUGAUGCCCGAAUGAAAAUUGAAGGUCUUAUUCUCACGGUUCUACUUCUCUCAACAUUUUUUGCGGAGGGAGGUAUGAUUGACAGUCAGAAUAUCACAAACUCGUGGAAGGAGCAUUUGGACAAAGCGAAAGAGCUUUUGAACAGAUACAAUAAGCUCACGGAAUUGGAGCCAAACCGAGAGCUAACUCCGGGUAUAACUCUUGCCAAGCUGUGGUUUUUCAUGUACGAAUGGAUCGUGAUUUUGAACACAGAUCCUAGAAAACGUCAAGAUACCUUACACACAUUUCGUGAGUCCGGAUCUUUCAAUUACAGCGUGAAUCCGUUGUAUCAUGCGUCGCUAGUGAAGCUUGGAUUUCUCAUCACCAACAUGCCACCAAUUCCUGAGUACAAUGAGUUUCUUGGGUGCACCGAAGACGCUGUUAAUGCUAUCGAUCUUUUUGAGUUUUAUUUGGACGAGAUAUGUGAAACUUUUAAGCAAAGUGGAACCCUUGGACAAGUUGCUCCUGGCAAGAUCUCCAAAUUAUUGAGUGCCAUACACGAUGCAGAAUGUGUUCAAAUUAUGCCUGGGGUGAAAAGUGACUUCAAGAUCUCAAUCACAUCUUGUGCACAUCCCGAAUAUGAUCUUCCCGACAAAGUGACACUUCCUAAAUCUGCGUAUGCAGUUGAUAAAGCUGACGAUCCUGUAAGCUACUACUCAUGGUACGAUUAUUGCCAGCAAGUGAGCAUGAAGUACCUAUACUUGAAGAUCUUCACUACACCUGGGUUCCUACAUCUUCCCAAACGACAUGCUAUGAUCACAAACAUUGUAGACGAUGUUUGUCGAACGACGUUUUUCAUCAAGCGGAAACCGGUGCGACCUGGCGAUACUGCUUUUCUAGAAAGCGACAACUACUAUUUGCCGGUUGGACUUUUCGACCAUAAAGCUAUAAUAUUCCAGCUCACUUUUCGGUGUCUAUGUGAAUUAUCUACUACAGAUGACCAGUUUGAGAGAUUGGAAUUGUUCUUCAAUGGACUCUACAUGCUCGGGUAUGGGGCUGCUGCAAUUCCGCUCGAACGUAUUGCAAGCAGCCGCAAGCGCGCUGAGAAGCUUCGGGUGCUCGAUAAGGAUAGCAAGGACCUUUUUGAUAAGAGCGAUUACGAUUAUUCACUUCAGGACCAUCCGGUUUAUUAG
This is a messenger RNA of Meyerozyma guilliermondii ATCC 6260, 2046 nucleotides long. RefSeq names its product Zn(II)2Cys6 transcription factor domain-containing protein. NCBI's taxonomy places the organism in Eukaryota, Fungi, Ascomycota, Pichiomycetes, Serinales, Debaryomycetaceae. Gene Ontology annotation, biological process: positive regulation of transcription by RNA polymerase II. The transcript has a single exon. The record is from RefSeq and is a predicted model, not a curated record. Bases 1 to 2046 code for a protein of 681 amino acids. Gene Ontology annotation, molecular function: DNA-binding transcription factor activity, RNA polymerase II-specific; transcription cis-regulatory region binding; zinc ion binding. Gene Ontology annotation, cellular component: nucleus.